AUGGGCAUCGAAAAGAGCUUGAGUGAAACACUCACAACCACGGUCGCUGUGUCGCCGGGCAGUGACAAGAGUGUGAUCACCGACACCGACACGGACCGGGACUUUGUCAUCGACCCGGUGGUCGAGAAAAGGGCACUGCGCAAGGUUGACUACUGGCUGGUCGGGUUUUACUCGAUUGUGUACAUCUUUCGAGUCAUCGAUUCGUCCAACUACUCGAACGCGGCCAUCAUCAAUCUGGAAAACGGAACGGGCAUCAAGAAAGAACUUCAUCUGGACCCGAGUCAGUGGGCGUGGACGCUGUCCAUCUUCUCGUACAGCUACUUGAUCUUCGAACCAAGCAACACGGUUCUCCUCAAAUUCUUCCGGCCGUCGCGAUGGAUGUUCAUCCUCAUCCUCUUCUGGGGCAUCUGCGCCUGCUCUUCCGCAGCAACCCAGAGCUUCCAGGGCAUGAUGUGUGUGCGCUUCGCCAUCGGCCUGGCCGAGGCUGGCUUCUACCCUGCCGUGCUGUACCACAUGGCUUUCUUCUACAGGCCGACCGAGAUGCCAUGGCGGAUCGCCCUUUUCUACGCGUUUGGCCAGUUGUCGAGUGCACUCAGCGGCCUAUUGGCAUUUGCCAUCAGCUUCAUGGACGGACUCGGCGGCCUUGCUGGAUGGCGGUGGCUGUUCUUGCUGGAAGGCCUGCCCGCCAUUCUCUUGUCAUUCGUCGCUCUCUUCGGUCUCCCGGAUUACCCUCACACGACCAGGUUGCUCACACCGGAAGAGCGUGACACCAUCGUCCAGCGACUCUCGUCGACGGCGCCGUCUGGCAAAACAGGCAACUGGGACUGGCACGCGUUGAAGAAGCUUUUCAAAGACCCCACUGUCUACACAUUCUGUGUUUAUUGGAUCGCCCAUGGAAUCGGUGGCUUUGGAGUCGGCUAUGCGUUGCCCACCGUUAUCUACCAGCUCGGAUUCACCACGACCGCCAAAUCCCAAUUGAUGAAUAUUCCGCCCUACGUGGCAUGUUUCAUUCUUUUGAACACUCUCGGAUGGCUGAUUACCAAGAAGUGGAUCCGACCAUGGACGACUGCUGUUGCCAUCGAAAGCACCACAAUCAUCUGCUACAUCAUCCUCAUUACAGUCCACAACCCCGUGGUCAAGUACUUGGCUCUGAUUGUGGCCGUGUCGUGUGCUGGCUCAGCAUAUCCCGUCAUCUGGCCGGAGCGGAUCCGCGCCCUCGAAGGCACCGUCUCGGCCGGCAUUGGCAUCGGACUCACCAACGCCAUGGCCCAGUUCAGCGGCAUUGUCGGCCCCCACGUCUACAGCACCAUUUACGGGCCGACUUAUCGCACGUCGUAUACCGUUUGUCUGAGCCUUCUGCUGGUGUCCAUCUCCGCCAUCCUGCUGUCUUGGCUACUCGUUUGGCGAAAGGACCGCAGAAUCAAGUCGCUAGGACUGGAUGAGCUAAAGUAA
Messenger RNA from Exophiala dermatitidis NIH/UT8656, 1452 nucleotides. RefSeq names its product retrograde regulation protein 2. The coding region runs from base 1 to 1452 and encodes 483 amino acids. The transcript has 3 exons. Lineage: Eukaryota; Fungi; Ascomycota; Eurotiomycetes; Chaetothyriales; Herpotrichiellaceae. The record is from RefSeq and is a predicted model, not a curated record. Gene Ontology annotation, cellular component: membrane. Gene Ontology annotation, biological process: transmembrane transport. Gene Ontology annotation, molecular function: transmembrane transporter activity.